UUUUUUUUUCUGCCUUUGCUUUGUAAUGUGAUUUUCCUUUUUCUUUUUGACUGUGCAUGUCAUUUGAUGGCGUCAAAUCUGGUCCAUUACCCACAGAAACACAAAGAUUCCUGCUCUUGAUAAUAACAAUGAUGUCAUCAUUAUCACCCCCAAUAACUCACACAGGCAGGCAGAGCUCCACCGACUCGAGCACAGACACAAUGGACCCGAUGGCCAGCAGCAACGUGACCAACAAGACUGACCCUCGCUCCCUCAACUCCCGCGUCUUCAUCGGCAACCUCAACACCCUGCUGGUCACCAAGGCCGACGUGGAGGCCAUCUUCUCCAAGUACGGCAAGGUCGUCGGCUGCUCCGUCCACAAGGGCUACGCCUUCGUCCAGUACGCCAAUGAGAGGAACGCCCGGGCAGCCGUGGGAGGCGAGGACGGCCGCAUGAUCGUGGGACAGGUGCUAGACAUCAACCUGGCAGGCGAACCAAAACCUCACAGAUCGAAGACAGUGAAGCGUUCUGCGGGAGACAUGUACAGUUCAUCUAUUGAUUUGGACUAUGACUUUCAAAGAGAUUACUAUGAUAGGAUGUACUCCUACCAGUCCCGGGUGCCUCCUCCCCCUCCUCCCCUGUCCCGCGCCGUCAUUCCCUCCAAGCGUCCGAGGGUCAGUCUGAGCGGAGGAGGGAGCCGGCGAACCAAAACCAGCUUCUCCUCCUCCAAGAGCAAAGACCAAAGGACCUCCCGUACGAUGAAGGUAGAUGAUCUGCAGACCAUCAAGAGAGAGCUAACGCUGAUCAAACACAAGGUGGACUACCUGCUGGACAGCCUGGAGCGCAUGGAAAAGGACCACAGCAAGAAAUCAGAGAUGAAGAGCAGCAAAUCGGAACCUGGUGAGGUGUCCUCCCUCAACUCCUCCACCUCCAGCAAGAAAGACGACAGCCUGAAACGGGACAGAGAGAGCCAGGAGCUGAACGACUCCGAGGAGGAGGGAGAUCUGCUGGAGGACGAAGACGAGAUUAAAAGCAGAGGGAGGGAGGAAGAUGACGAUGAGGACGAGGAGGAGGAAGGCGAGCAGGAGGAAGGAGAGGACGACGGCGAUAGCGCCAACGGAGAUGACUCCUAAACACUACACAGGCAGACAGACGCACACACGCACACAAACACACACACAUACACAAAACAAAUUGUGUAUGAUUGUAUCUCCGCACCAGACUUGUACACAGUGGUCAUGUGCUCAUUUCUGCUGAACUGACUGGACAUUUCUAUACAGUGUAUUGUAGAUAUUGCGCUCUCUCUCUCUUUCUC
This is a messenger RNA of Morone saxatilis (striped sea-bass), 1294 nucleotides long. It is a transcript of the gene hnrnpcb, whose product is annotated as heterogeneous nuclear ribonucleoprotein C. The record is from RefSeq and is a predicted model, not a curated record. Gene Ontology annotation, molecular function: RNA binding. Gene Ontology annotation, cellular component: nucleus. Lineage: Eukaryota; Metazoa; Chordata; Actinopteri; Moronidae. The coding region runs from base 57 to 1112 and encodes 351 amino acids. The transcript is spliced from 9 exons.